Phytophthora sojae is the source of this 2859-nucleotide messenger RNA. RefSeq lists its product as hypothetical. The coding region runs from base 1 to 2859 and encodes 952 amino acids. Gene Ontology annotation, molecular function: protein-N-terminal amino-acid acetyltransferase activity; protein binding. Gene Ontology annotation, biological process: N-terminal peptidyl-methionine acetylation. The record is from RefSeq and is a predicted model, not a curated record. The transcript has 2 exons. Lineage: Eukaryota; Oomycota; Peronosporomycetes; Peronosporales; Peronosporaceae. Gene Ontology annotation, cellular component: cytoplasm; NatB complex.
AUGGCGCGCUACGUGCGGCCCAUCUACGAGGCUAUCGACGCGCGCCAGUACAAGAAUGCCAUCAAGCUGUGCGCGCACAAGCGCGUGGCGCAGCUGGACAUCGUGCAGGUGCUCAAGGCGCACUGCCUGGAGCGCACGGGCCGCGUGGACGAGGCGCUGGACAUCUGCCGCCGCGUGCAGCUCAAGCAGCCGACGGACGAGACGCUGCUCAACACCAUGAACCUGGUCUUCAAGCUGGGCGGCUGCGAGCACGAGAUGCUGCCCACCUUCGAGCACGCGUGCGCCGUGAGCAGCCCGCCCAACGAGGAGCUCUACGUGGCGCUCUUCGUGGCCUACGCGCGCCGCGGCGCCUUCCUCAAGCAGCAGCAGACGGCGCUCAAGAUGUUCAAGGCCUUCGGCAACAUCAAGUACGUGUGCUGGGCUGCGCUCAGCAUGAUGCUGCAGGUCGAGCACGGCGGCACGCCCGCGCGCAUGCUGGCGCUGGCCGAGAAGAUGCUGCUCAAGACGCUGCGCGAGACGGGCUCGGACGACGGCGAGGCGCUACAGCUCACGGUGCUCAUCAUGCAGCUGCAGGACAACCACCAGGCGGCGCUGGAGGCAUUCGACGAGUUCGUCAAGGUGGACGACGGCAAGUCCGACAAGAAGCAGAAGAAGAACAAGGACAAACUGGGGCGCGCUGCAGAGGGGGAGGGCGCCUACGACGAGGACAUCGAGCUCGGACCCAUGCAGGCCAUCGACAGGCUCACGCUCGAAGCGGCGCUCGCGAAGAACGUGACCAACUGGACGCGCUGUGCGGCGGUAAACCGGAAGCUGCUGGAGGAGUACAACGCUGACGACUGGACGUUCUUGAAGGAGUACAUCGCCGCGCGCUUCGAAGAGAAUGCGGACCGCUCGUCGAAAGAUCUGCUGGCGCUUGGCGAAGAGAUGACGGCACUUUUGAACGACCUGCAGGCUCGUCCGGGCAACGAACGCAUUCGAGGCCCCGCUCUUGCGUUGAUCCACGUCAGCAGCGAGAUUUUGCGCCGUCUUAAGGCGGGAGACACCGCUGUUGCGCAGGUGGAGACGAACCUGCAAGAGCUCAUCGUUGCCUACGCGAACCGAUUCUUCUCCAAGGCGUGCUGCUUCACGGAUCUGAAGCAGUACUUCAAGCUCUACCUCAAGGAGAGCACGUCGGUGUCGGCGUCCGCGAAGUCCAACCUGAUCCAGCACUUCAAAAAGCUGUCGGAGGAGUCCGCUGCCUUGCUCAAGAACAAGCCGGCUGGUGAUGAGAUUGAUGAAAAGGUGCGGAAGGAGGGCCAAGGAAACUUGAGCAGGCGUCUGCUCGCACUCAAGACCCUGCGCUUCCUGGGCUACUACGACGACGCUCAGAAGUUCUCGGUGGAAGUUUUGGCUCACUUGGUUGAGGAGCUCGAGAGUGAGUAUGAAGCGACGAGCUGGCUCAACGUUGGUAGCGCCGGCGGCCAGCGCGAGGUGCAGCUUACGGACGACUUGCUCCUGCUGGCGACGCACUUUUUGCUGGAUAUUUAUCAGCGCUCGAGCGGUCAUCGUGAAUACUUGGAGCGUGCUGCAGGUCUGCUUGAGUACGGUCUGGAGAAGAGUGCCUACAAUUUCCAGAUGAAGCUGCUCCUGUCUCGUGUGUACGGCUACCUGGGCGCUGCGGAAGCCAUGUUGAGCCGCCACGCCGAGCUGGAUGUGAAGUACGUGCAGCUGGACUCGCUUUCGUUCUUGGUGCUCGAUAAGAUUCUCGACCUGUGCCAAUACCAAGAGGCGCGCAAGUUGAUCAACAGAAUUACGGGUCUGCACCACAGUACGGCGAAAGACACGCCCGAUCACAUUACCCGUGCUUACCGACUCGGUGUCUACUCGAAGGUGGUGGACAUGUCUUCGUUCUUGCACAAGCGCAUGAAGAAGUCGCACACGCUGGCCAUCAGCAAGGGAGAGACGCUGCGCUUUGAGUUGCUCGACGCUCUGUCCCAUGGUCCCUCAAAGCUUCAUGAACUCGUGACCUCUUCGAGCUUUGAAGCGCAGGUCACCGGAUUGGAAAACAUGCUCGCGUCCGAUGGCGCUGAGUUGUCCCAUAACCAGCACCGCGAGGUUAUCGUAGACUGGACUUCUAAGCAGCAGAUCCCCACCGGCAAUUUGUUUGCCCAGGAUACCGCGCCGCUCGUGGAGUGUGAUCGAUCUGCAGACGCUAACUCGUCACUGCUGUGGCUUAAGAUCCGAGUGCUCGUCCCGAAGCUGCUGAAGAGUCUCGCAGCGGAUGACCACUCAGCUUCGGGUGAUCUGGCGAAGGAAUACAGUGACCUGGUGACUGCGCUGCACCUCACAGGCUCCGGUUCUGGUGAGCUUCAGCUUCACGAGAGGCUCUGGAAGUGGAGUUCGGAGGCUGUUGCUCUCUCAGCAGAUCUCCAGAACGACUUCACAGCGAUUGCGGAGCAGCUUCGCACGGGGCUGGUGUCCUCCUCCGCUAGCUCUUCUGGGGGCCAGGUGGCGCUGUCGCCGUAUGCCGUGUCCACGCUGUCGUCGUUGCUGCUGGAUUCCGGUCUGUCGUCACUGAGUGCGUUGGCGCUUGCGCAGCGUGCGCUGGCCAAGAAGAACAAGAAGAGCGAGCAGCUCUCGGCGGCGUCACCCGCGCUACGCAACCUUCUCAAGCACAUGCAGGAGUCGCUGGUGGCCUUGGAGACGCGCAUUGCCGAGCUGCAGUUCACUUCGCACAAGGCCUCGGAGGCUUCAUCGCGGGGCCAGGCGCAACAGAAGGCACAGGCGAACGUGGUCAAGUCGUACGCGUCACUUCAAAAGAGACUGGUAGAGCUGCUUGGCGACCGCUGCGCCAGCAUUCGCGCCAUCCUGCAGAAGUAA